AUGGCGACCGGUCUCUUCGCCUCCUUACCCAAGCCCAAAUAUACUGGCGAGCACGAAGAAGUGCCCAUUCAUGCGCAAGCGAAAGGUCCUCGAAUUGUCGGUCCUGGAGUUAUCGAUGAAUCUCAAAUCGUCCUAAAGCGUGCUGGUCCUCCUCCAUACGGACAGCGAUCAGGAUGGAGACCUCGAAACGCCGAAGACUUUGGCGAUGGAGGCGCCUUUCCGGAAAUUCCUGUCGCACAAUAUCCUCUCGACAUGGGACGAAAAGGAACAGCCUCAACCUCGAACGCACUCGCUAUCCAGGUUGAUGCAGAAGGCAAAGUGAAGUACGAUGCUAUCGCCAGACAAGGCCACAGCGAAAACCGAAUCAUACAUUCCAGUUUCAAGGAUUUAAUACCGCUUCGACAGCGCGCCGAUGCCGGUGACCUGAGCCUAGACAGACCAAGUCAGGAGGAAGUAGAAGCUACUGCGGAGAAGACGAAGUUGGCCCUUGAAAAACUGGUUUCUGGUGCGGUGGCCGCACAGAAGCCCAAGAAUGUCAAAGGCGUCAACCGAGAAGAGCCUACGUUUGUGCGAUACACCCCUGCAAACCAGAUGGGAGAUACCUCGAAGAAGAACGAUCGGAUAUUCAAGAUCGUUAAGCGACAGGAAGAUCCUAUGGAGCCUCCCAAGUUCAAACACAAGAAGAUCCCUCGCGGACCACCCAGCCCUCCUCCGCCAGUCAUGCACUCGCCUCCUCGUAAAUUAACAGCGGAAGAUCAGGAAGCAUGGAAGAUUCCGCCUACAGUCUCCAACUGGAAGAAUCCCAAGGGUUUUACUGUUGCUCUGGACAAGCGGUUGGCUGCACAAGGACGUGGCCUAGAAGAUGUGACCAUCAACGACAAGUUCGCACAGUUCGCAGAAGCUCUAUUUACGGCUGACCGACAUGCUCGUGAAGAGGUCAAACUCCGCGGACAGAUGCAACAGAAACUUGCAGAGAAAGAGAAGUUGGCCAAGGAGGAGCAUCUCCGGGAGAUGGCACGCAAAGCGAGAGAGGAGAGGCAGGCUGCUGCUGGUGGCAGAAGAGAUUCGGAUUCAAGACGGCGGUCGCGGUCAGAUUCUGGUUCGUCUUACGAUUCGAGGUCAGGUAGCGAGGAAGAGGCGACCAAAGAGCGAGAGCGGGCACGACAAGAACGAAGACAAGAGAACGAACGACAACUCCGACAAAGCAGGAUGGGUACGGAAAAACGGAUUCAGAUGAUGGCUCGAGAACAGAAUCGUGAUAUAUCUGAGAAGGUAGCCCUCGGUCUGGCAAAACCGACCCAAAACAAGGAGACGAUGUAUGACUCGCGGCUGUUCAACCAGACAUCGGGCUUCGAUACGGGAUUUAACGAGGACCAACACUAUGAUAAGCCUCUCUUUGCCGCGCAUGACGCGAUCAACAGCAUAUACCGGCCUACAGCGAACCAGGACGAGGAUGAUGAAGGUGAUGCGGAUGAAGCAAUGGGCAAGAUCCAGAAAUCCAGCCGUUUCGAAACCCUCGGCAGAGCUAAGGAGGGGUUUAAAGGUGCUGAUGUCGCCGAACGAGAGGCAGGACCUGUACAGUUUGAGAAGGACAAAGAUGAUCCGUUCGGUAUUGAUACUUUGAUCGGAGAGGCUUCAGGCAGGAGUGGUGGUGAAAGUAAGAAGAGGUAUGGUUUGGAAGAAGCGGGAUCUGAUGAUAGGGGUAAGAAGAGGGCUCGGGUUGAUGUUGACUGAUUUCCAUCAGGCCUGAAAGAGAUAACUCGAGGCAACCAAUCAUGUUCCGCCACGCCUGGCCGCCUUGCAUACACAGACCUAUGCGAAUGGUCAAGGUCUAUUGUCACUCGAUUGAUGCCCGAAAUGCUCGGUCACACAAAUCAAUUCACUUGGUUUUGGCGAAUUUUGCAGCUCGAA
This is a messenger RNA of Exophiala viscosa, 1911 nucleotides long. RefSeq names its product pre-mRNA-processing protein 45. The transcript has 2 exons. The record is from RefSeq and is a predicted model, not a curated record. Gene Ontology annotation, biological process: mRNA splicing, via spliceosome. The coding region runs from base 1 to 1734 and encodes 577 amino acids. Gene Ontology annotation, cellular component: spliceosomal complex. NCBI's taxonomy places the organism in Eukaryota, Fungi, Ascomycota, Eurotiomycetes, Chaetothyriales, Herpotrichiellaceae.